Messenger RNA from Epinephelus lanceolatus (giant grouper), 2877 nucleotides. RefSeq lists its product as uncharacterized. Lineage: Eukaryota; Metazoa; Chordata; Actinopteri; Perciformes; Serranidae. The record is from RefSeq and is a predicted model, not a curated record.
CGGAGAAGGAGGAAAAAUGUCGCUGCCGUCGACGCGGACCGUUCUAGGAUCAGUGUCCUUUUAGGAAACUACAGACGGCAAUUCGGGUGAAACUUCUGCUGUGGUGUUUCUAUGAUAGAUUAUAAGCUUCAUGAAACUGUACAAAGAAGGUGAAACAGUUUCAAUGUUGGAGGUUUUAGUUGGACUACAGAGAGUCACCUUACAUUCUCCUUUAGCCAGCGCAGCUUCAACCCUGAACACCUAAGAACACAGGAGGGUACUGUAACGCUACAUGGGCCUGUAAGGUAACCAGAUCUGAUAAUUAAAGCCUCUAGAGCCUAAAGGUAAAGUUUCAGUGACGACAUGGACCCGUCUACUCGGGUGGUGGGUCUGGAUGCCCAGGGGAACAUGGUUUUCACUGUGGUCAAACCAGUGAUGGGCAUCUUCCAGGUGUCUUCGGAGCAAACAGGGAGUGUGGCACAAGGGGGCAUGGGGCUGCAGGGUUUAUCUGAAAACACAUUAAUCCUCCCUCAAACGCAAAACCAGGCUCCGCUAGACCAGAACCAGAUGGAUAUGCACUCCAUGCAGCCUCACAUCCAGAUGCCCCAGAUGCAGGUUUCUGCCCUGGCCCAGAGUGAGGCUGUGCCCCAGAUUCAGGACCCACAGCCGAACUCAAGCACAAACACAGAGUCUGGUACACACAUGCCUUUUGCAGAGGUGUCGUCGCUCCUGGAUCCCAACAUGAAAGGAUCGAAGGCUCGGAAAUAUCUCAUCUCGUAUGAUGAAAUCAAACGGCGCCUGCAGGCUCCGGAGAAGAUGUCCCUGCGCUCCCUGGCAGCCUACACUCGGGUCAGCAGAGGCCCGGCCAGCAAGAAAACCCUUCUGGAGUCACUCAAUGUCCUUGGCCUCACGCCAAGCACAACUACCUCUGUAUCCUCCUCCUUCUCCAAACUCACUGAAGGCGACACCAGAGCAUUGUGUGACGAUAUGAAGGACUUCGCCCAUGACUACAUCGACUACAGCAACAUGGCGAAACAGCUCAUCCCUGAGACAAACACAGUUCAACACUGGUCCAAAAUUAUUGAAACCAAGAACCACCUGGAGGAUAUGAGAAAAUGUUUCAAGGACCCAGUGAACAGCGGAGCGUUUGACAAUGUCACUCACGGUCUGGGUCUGGGAAUGUUGGACGUGGCGCUGGACAUGAUUGUCAUGGUAAUUGAGCAGCAGAUUCGUAUCCUGUCUGGCGCAGCGGCAUCAGACCCAGUUGACUCUGGUCCGCCUAUGCGGCGCAUCCGCAGACGCCACCGCAAAACCCACUCGACUGACGAGAGCCCCAACAAAGUGUCUGGAGGGAUCAAAGAUCAAGGGAAGGCCAUUUCUAAAGGCAAGGGGCGAGGCCGAGCCAAGAAGAAGAUAAGGCAGGAAGCUGGAGCUGCUGGUCCCGUGGAGACCCCAGCAGAGCAGUGCAAGUCGGACGAUGUGGAGAGUAACGUCCUCACCCUGGUGUCGGUUGGAUAUGAGACUGUUUCCAGUGGUCUCAACGCAGCCGGAACUGUUUGACACAUGGUCACAUGACCGGUCCAAGAGCCAAUCAUGGUCCCUUUCAUAGGGAUACUCAGAGAUGAGACACGAGCUCUGCACAAGUUGAGCUGGGCGGACAAAGCUGUGGUGAGCUCAGCAUCAGCGUAUAGUGUCACAGCUUCAGUCCAGCGUAAAGGAAUAGUUUGACAUUUUGGGAAACACAUUUAUUAGCUUUUUGAUAUGAGUUAGAUGAGAAGAUUGAUAACACUCUCAUAUCUGUACGGUUAAUAUGUAGCUGGAGCCAGCAGGAGGUUAGCUGAGCAUGAAGACCAGGCCUGUAACUAUUAUUUUCAGUAUUUUCCUUUUUAAAGAUUUUUUUUUUUUUUUUUUUUAACCACUUGUUUAUAAAAUGUCGGGCCAGGGUGACGUCUUCAAAUGUUAUUUUAUCCAAAAAAAUCCAGAGUUAUUCAGUAAAUUAUCAUGUAUGACAAAAGUAAUGCAUCAAAUUCUGACAUCUAAGAAGCAUCAGCCCAGCAAAAUGUUUACCUCAGAAAAUAACUGAAACAAUUAUUUGAUUAUCAGAAUAGUUGCCAUUUAAUUUUCUGUUGAUCGACAAACUGAUCAACUGAUCUUUGCAGCUGUAAUAAAGACUGGACACGGGGAAACAGCCAGCCUGGCUCUGACCAACAUUUACAGAAUACACUCGCCAGCAACGUGAAUGCUGAAAACUAAGCAAGCAGCAGGAAUUGAGGCUCGCCACAAUAAUUACAUUUGUCUUCGGCUGGGUGGCGUGUUCGUAUGUUUCAGGCUGGAAAAUAAUUCUUUGUAUCACAGGUCAACUGUUGACUGAUUGGCUGCUGGUUUACUCUGAUCACUAUUCACUGCCAAAAUUUAAACGGCUGCAGCUCUCUGAGCUCGUAGCGGCAGCUGCAACUUAACACAAACUUUCUUGACUGUUUAGUUUUUGCAAAAAUUGAAGGAUAGGAGGUGUUAAUAAGAGGUUCAAAAGUUGGAGUAGGCAGAUUUUGUUUCCGUUGGACAGAGGCAGGCGAGCGGUUUCCUCCCCUUUUCACUCUUUAGGCUGCAUUCACAACAAAUCAGGUGUUGCAGCAAAAACACCACUGCUCCCAUAUAUUUGAAUGUGGGUAAUGCAUUAAGGUUGCGGCAGUGGGGCCCCAGGGAAUACCAACAAAUAAAUAAACGCAGCGGCAUGUGACAACAAGUUGACACAGAAUCAGCUUUUGGGGAAAUGCAACUGGGCGUCAUACUGCAUACUACUACCCUCCUCCAUUACGUCCUCGUUACGUCUAUGAUAGACGUAGGCGUUGGCAUGGUAACGUUAGAUACACGGAAGAGGAGAGCGAGUGUAACGUUACA